Molecule: messenger RNA, 915 nt
Organism: Sphaerodactylus townsendi
Lineage: Eukaryota; Metazoa; Chordata; Lepidosauria; Squamata; Sphaerodactylidae
Gene: BLOC1S1
Product: biogenesis of lysosomal organelles complex 1 subunit 1
Exons: 4
Coding region: 125-502 (125 amino acids)
Biological process (GO): endosomal transport
Cellular component (GO): BLOC-1 complex
Source: RefSeq, a predicted model, not a curated record
GCAUCUUCUGACGGGGCGGGGAGGGAGAAGAGAGAGAGAGAAGCCUUAGCAAGUCAUGUGAACAAGCUGGCGUCACCUGACAAGAAGGAGGCAGUCUUUCCAGCUGCCCAGCCUUGGCUUCAUCAUGCUGUCUCGCUUGCUGAAGGAGCACCAGGCAAAGCAAAGCGAGAGAAAAGAACUGCAAGAUCGGCGACGCCGAGAGGCGAUCACUGCCGCUACUUGCUUAACAGAAGCCCUAGUAGACCACUUGAACGUAGGGGUGGCGCAGGCCUACGUGAACCAGAGAAAGCUUGACCACGAGGUGAAGACGUUGCAGAUCCAGGCUGCUCAGUUUGCCAAGCAAACAGGCCAGUGGAUCAGCAUGGUGGAGAACUUCAACCAAGCUCUGAAGGAGAUUGGUGACGUGGAAAACUGGGCGCGCAGCAUCGAGAUGGACAUGCGGACCAUUGCCACUGCCCUGGAGUACGUUCACAAAGGGCAGCUGCAGCCCUCCACCUCCUGAAGCGAGAGGGUCCUCCUUGGCCCUUUUGCCCCCUCUGCUGCUUGGAUCCCUGUCCUUACCAGCACAUGAGACGCAGCCUCUUUCAUGCCAUAGACGCCAGCUGGGGACCGGUAGAAUGGCACACUCCUCAUUUAAACUUCCGAGACCGCCUUUCUGCAGCAGCAAAUGACAUCUUUUCGCAUCCGCCAGAGGUGUUGCUGGGCUAUAAUUUCCAGCUUUGGGCUUUCCCCUGUGCUCCUGCUAAGCCAACAUGAAGGUAUCUGAACCAGACUGGCACAGGAUUUGGAGGGAAGAACACAGUGAUGGAAGACCAAGAGGUGAUGGAAACGUAAGAGGCCACGCCUCUUUGAGGCCAGUUUAUUUCGACCUGUAUUGUGAAAUCACAGAAUGGAAUAAACGCACAGCCGAAACAG